GCACCAACAGGGAGACGGCAGCCGAGGCGUACUCACUUAUUAAAACCCUUUCUGAUAAAUCUUCCUCCGCUGGCGUUGGAAUACCUGCUAUGGCGUGUUUCGGCGUGCUAAAAGGAUCCUGAAGAAACACGUGAUGCUGUGCAGCGUCACACAAAAGGGAGGAAGACGGAACCAGCGGGCGCCGAGACCGAAUGGCUUCGCCGGUGCUGUCUUUAAAACGGGACGGUGAUAAGCUGCCACAUUCUCCCGCCGUCCUUGAACGCCUCGCCGCUGUGCUGCACGUCCGCAAGCAGAGCGAAUCAACAGGAGGGGGGUCGCUGGGGGACGGCGGCUGUAACCCGGCCCGUAGCUGCCAUGACCGUUGUCAUUCGGCUACGAGACGCGCGGAGGUCAAACUGCGUACUCUCGGGGAGGAGAAAGUGCGCGUUUGCUGCGAUGAGGAAUUGGAGACAUCUUUCACCUACAUAGAUGAGAACGUCAAUCUAGCAAUCGGCAGCCCGGACACCAGCUGCAAAAGUUCUCAAAGAAACGCGCGCAACUGCGAGCCGUGCUCAGAGACGGCACCAGAAUUUUCUUUCAUGUCUGAGGAUGAUCUCUCAUUUGGGGAGGCCUCGGGGUCCUCAGUGGACUACUGGUUUAUAAGCGCAGUCACGUUUUUGGUGACUGGUAUCUCCUUGGUGAUCAUCUCCUACGCAGUACCCCGGGAUGUGGUCGUGGACAAGGACAGUGUCUCGGCCAGGGAGAUGGAGAAACUGGAACUCGAGAGUGCGCGCAUUGGAGGUCACCUGGACAGAUGUGUCAUAGCAGGACUGUGCUUGUUGACUCUGGGUGGGGUUGUGCUUUCCACUCUGCUCAUGAUCUCCAUGUGGAAAGGAGAGAUGUACAGGAGGAAAGUCAUUGCUUAUUCCAAACGAUCCGCCAAACUCUACGGUUCCAUCAGUCUGAAAACUAAAUCCAGUCCCAGUCACUCCUCUGCACACUUGUCCCUGGAGGAUAUAGUGGAAAGCUUGAACUAACAGUGCACAGUUUUCUGUCAAAUGGUGGGCUUUAUACAGUUUAAAUGGUCAACAAUUAUUUACAGUUGCGUGUAUUUGACGUGCAAAUCUGCAAUGUUUUGGUUUAUGUUGUACAUGCUCAGAAAAAAAUGUCAUCGUUAUAUGCUUAUCUUUUUUUCCGCCGCUCUUUGGACCAUGGGUGAGUUGAUGUCUAGCCCAGUUGAAUUUGGACAAGUCAUCAUCCCAUCCCAGUUAUUUAGUGUAAAUGAAUGAUGUGAAUUCUCAUGCAGUUUCCAAUGGGCACAGCGCUGUGAUGCCAUAUUGUGCUUUCACGUUCAAGUAUAAAUACUUAGAUAAUUAAACUAAUUUGUUUUCACUUAUAAACACACACAUAAAUAUUUAAAUACUCCUGCAAUGAGAAGUCACACAGAUAAUGGAUUAGAUAACGGCAUUUGGACAAUGUCAGUGUUUACAUUUUUUUUUAAACCUUCAUACUUACCGUAAUUUUCGCACUAUAAGGCGCACCUGACUAUAAGCCGCCACCCAACAAAUUUGACACGAAAACCACAUUUGUUCAUAGAUAAGCCGGACUGGACUAUAAGCCGCAGCUGUCCUCGCUCUAGAUAUAUAAAGAUAUCUAAUAUAAAGAUAUUAACCGGUAGCACUUUAUUUGACAGCGGCAUCAAACGACUAUCAUAAGACCAAAUGAACCACCAUGAAACUUUGAACCAAUUGGCUGCAAAGCUUCAUUGCUUCAAGAAGCCUCAUUUGGCCAUCACUGAUCCCAUGGGUGAGUCACUCAACCUCUGCUGCCACUUGCUGUCAACAUUGCUGCUGUCCAAAAUGCCUGUCCUAGCAUGCAUUGCAGUGCUACAGAUGUAAAUAACAAUCAAAAGUUAUGCUCUGUGUUAAUUAUUUCUUCACUUACUGUUCCAGUUGUUUCAUUAAUUGCUAGUUAUGGUAUUUGGUAACACUUUAUUUGACAGUGGCGCCAUAAGACUGUCAUUAGACAAUCAUAAUCAUGGCAUGAGACUGUCAUGACCAUUAAUGAAUGGUUAUAACAGAUGUUAUUUAGUGUUAUCAGGCAACUUAUCUCUCUUUUGAAUGGAUGUAAAAGAUCCGAGCUGGACAUAAAGGAAGUUAGUGACCUAAUUUGUCGGAUGGCACUUAAUGACAUUUGUCAUUAGCAUUCAGUAAUGCCCAUGAUAGUGUCAUGUCAUAAUUAUGAUGGUCUUUUGAUGCUGCUGUCAAAUAGAGUUUUUCCUAUUAACCCAAAUAAAUCAACAAAUAAGCCGCACUGUGCUAUAAGCCACAUGAUUCAGAACGAAGGAAAAAAGUAGCGACUUAUAGUCCGAAAAUUACGGUGAAUACGAUCUUAGAAGCAUUCAGUUUCUAUACCACUUGUCCUCAUAGGAUGAGCUGAAGCCUAUCCUAGCUUUUUUUGAACCUGUGGCACUGUACAGUAAAGCCUGGACAGGUUGCCAGUCAAUAACAAUGACACGCACAGACAGUUUAGGACAAUUUUCACUAACCAGCUAAACUAUCAUCAUAACAUGUUUUUAGAUUAUGGAAAAAGUCAUUUUAGCUUGAGAAAACACACACUAGUACAGGGAAAAUGGGAAAACACCCCAUUCAAGAUAAAAUUUUGAUUUUGGAAAGUACCCAUUUCCAGUCUCGACACUGUAGAACAUCUUUUCUUGUUCCAUGAAACGCCUUGUAUUAAUUGGACAUUUUUCUGCCAGGUUGGUAUAAAUUUGAAUCAUUAUCCUUAAGUGGUAAAUUAUUUGAUGUCAUAUGUAUUUAUUUUCCUUUAGGGAAAAGAGACAGUGCCAACUGAGGCAUGCCGUUUGUUUGGCCAAUCACACAGUAGGAAUCCACUGCUUAUAAGUGACACACACUGUCACCUAAGCUUACAAUAUUAGGAAGAUGAGCAUGCUCACAACACUCACAGAUACUGGAAUGCAUUUUGGUAUACUGGAAAUCUCAGAGCGCUUUUGUUUAUUAUUAAAGCUAUUCAUUUUUAAUGUGAAGGUUCUCAACCGCAAAAUCAUACACAGACACAUUUCAGGAAGUUGCCAGAGUCCCUAGAGUGGAGGUGUGUCGGGCUUCUAAGAGGUCCACUCUGUGGGAUAUACGGUUCAGUGGUGUGCAUGGUAAUAUCCAGUGACAGUCCCUCUAUGGUGCAGUGCUGAGGUAAGCCAGUAAGCCCAGCUUUGUGCAUCUGAGCCAAAGCUCCAAGUGGCUUUAACUGAGCUCAGCGAUUUGACUGCAUUGGACAGCCCCCGCCAUGCACCGUGCACACUCCUCUGCACUCUCUCUUCAUCCUCUCUUUUCUGUGACUUCUCUUUACUAUCAAGAUCUUACUGGUUUCUGGAGAAGACGCCAUUUUGUUUCGCCCUUAAUCACUGCAAUGCUCCAGCACAGUUUAUAUGCAUUGGAAUAUUGUCUUGGAUGAUAGCAGCCAAAGUACCAUUUGAAAGCUGAUUAGCAUUUUCCUCAAUGGAAUCUCUAGGAUUGCAAUGUAAUGGUAUUAACCAUAAGGAAACACAGAGAAUAAUACUUCCCUGCAAGUAACAUUAAGUUUAUACCUGGUACUAUAAAUGAUUUGUUCUGAAACACCACAAUGUAAUUUUUGAAACAUCACAAACAUGGUAUUCCUUCAGCCACCCUCUGAGAUUGAGAUUGGAAGUCAAUGUUUUAACAAUUUUUUUUAAUGCAAAGAAGAAUGUAUUUUAAUGGUACACAUAUUUCCACUGUUCUACCGAUUAAUGCCGCUGAAGAUGAUUGCAAUCAUGUGUACCAGCAGACAAUAAAGAAUACCACAAGA
Molecule: messenger RNA, 3822 nt
Organism: Corythoichthys intestinalis (scribbled pipefish)
Lineage: Eukaryota; Metazoa; Chordata; Actinopteri; Syngnathiformes; Syngnathidae
Product: transmembrane protein 74
Exons: 2
Coding region: 192-1016 (274 amino acids)
Source: RefSeq, a predicted model, not a curated record